Molecule: messenger RNA, 879 nt
Organism: Mangifera indica (mango)
Lineage: Eukaryota; Viridiplantae; Streptophyta; Magnoliopsida; Sapindales; Anacardiaceae
Product: outer envelope pore protein 21, chloroplastic-like
Exons: 5
Coding region: 110-613 (167 amino acids)
Biological process (GO): regulation of monoatomic anion transport
Molecular function (GO): voltage-gated monoatomic anion channel activity
Source: RefSeq, a predicted model, not a curated record
AUGACAGCGAGCAGCGUGCCGCUCAAAUCAGUGUGAGAACUAGAGAGCUCCAAUCUGCCUCUUUGUUAAGUUGAGCUAGGGUUUUGACUGGAGUGACAUAGAACAAGAAAUGGAGACGUCUUUAAGAUACGGAAAAGACUCAAAAGCUUUAAGAAUCCAUGCCAAGGAGAAGUUUUUCAUUGAUUCCAAUACACACUUGCAGGUCCAUGGCGAGCUAGAUACAAGAGUGGGAAAUCCAAGUUAUUGUAGUGCAAUGAUCAGACACUUCUACCCAAAUUUAUCAGCAAGCCUUGGGGUGGGCCUGCAAUAUACUAAACAUGAGAAGCUUAGGUAUUUUUUGCGUGCCAAGAAAGGAUUUCCUGCGACAAGUGAUGGUUUGCUAAGCUUUAAUAUCAAGGGAAGAUUCGAUGUUGACAAAGAAUUUAAACAGAAAAAUUCAAGAGGAGCUGCUGAAUUUUGUUGGAGCAUAUUCAAUUUUCAGAGAGAGCAAGAGUUUCGAUUCAAACUUGGCUAUGAAGUGAUUGACAAGAUUCCUUACUUUCAGAUUAGAGAGAAUAAUUGGACGCUCAACGCUGACAUGAAUGGUCGAUGGAACGUGAAGUAUGACUUGUGAAGAAGGAAGACACACUUUGCCUGAGGCAGUAUUUGUAAAAAGAAGUCAUACAAUUAUAAUUCUCUAGCUGGAACUGUAAUGGUGUGAAUCUUGAAUCCUGAAUUGGUUCUUACAUAUCUCUUUUCUUAUCCGAGAUGUCUUUGUCACCCACGAUGAAGGGUCCACUUAUCUCCCAAAUUUUUAUUUUGUAUGCCAUUUAGGUUGAGUUGUACACUGGAAAUUUUCCAUUUGUCAGGUAAUAAUUGAAAAUAUCCAAUUCUGAUUAA